AUGACGGGGCGGCUUGCAGCCGUGCCAAAGGAGACCACCGACGGCGCCACGGCUGCUACCUGCCCACCGCGCUGCAUGUACCGCGACUGGAUCCGGACGGUCGCCGUGUCCGGGGCGCAGAUAAGAUCCACUCUCUUCUCCAACUCCCACCCUGGUCAGAGCGGAUCCUCCAUCGACUCCGGCGCCUCGGAUUCUUACCCGUCCAAAAGCUCCGGCCGUUCCUCCGGCUUGGCCGCACCGGACUUGGGUGCCCACGAGCUCACGACGAUCGCUCGCCAAAUGGUCAGCGAUGGGUACACCAAGCGUGUUGUUGAGGCGUUCAGCGCCACAUCUCCCGCGCCAUCUCUGGAGAAUUGGUUCUCGGAGCUCGACGUGGACUGGAUUCUCCAAAUCGGCAACGAGCAUGGCUCAUGGUGGCAGCUCCAGCUCGGAGACAAUUCGGCUUUAUCGCUGCGAGAUAUGGUCGAGAGGUGGAUUCGAGCUCUCACAGUAAUCGCCGGCAGUAUCGGCGAGCUCGUCUUUGCUCGCCACGAGACCUCCAAAGUCGCACGGUUUGGCACACUGAGCAUCGCCAAGAUGCUAGAGUUCGUCGAUGCCAUUGUCCCUGCUCCCAAGGCAGAGAACCUACGGGCCGUGCUAGACAUGUACAUUUGUGCCUCCAAUGUGUCCUAUAUGUUUACGCCGCUCGACAUGUCUCCGGAAGCCCAAAUCAUAUUCACCGAGACCGCCAGCUCGUUGGGGACAACAAGAAACAAGUUAAACAAUGCCAUACUAAGCACGAUGAUGGAGGUGAGAACACUCAUGGAGGAUGACGAUUCAUGGGCCAUUGAGAUUCCACGAGGAGGAGGCGAUGUUCAUAGGAACACUCGGUUCAUGGUUGACUGCAUAGUGUCAAUGAGGAAAGCCCGGGCUUCGACGGAGAACUGCACGCCGAGCGACAACACCGUAAACCUUGGUGACCUGAUAGAUGCCACAUUUGACUAUCUAAGGGAUCUGCUUAGGAGAAAAUCAGAGUUUUGCUCGGGUCCAAGCUUGAGGUACAUAUUCCUGCUCAACAAUUCUAAUUUCAUAGCAAAUAUGUUCGAGCCGUCGGUUCCGUUGGAUCUUGAGCUGUGGUCUCUACACCACAGGCUUAAACGUCAAUGUGGGAAGUACAUUGAUAGCUAUCUCGAUAUCUCUUGGGGACACGUGACUUCCUGCAUACCGAAAUCAUACUUUUCUCGGCCGUUGAUCCAUCGUUGGAGCAACACCUCCUUACUGAUUAAUUUUGAGUUAGCAUUUCAUAAAACUUACCAGACUCAGAAGUUCUGGAAGGUUCCGGAGCCUCGUCUCCGAUGCUUGCCGCGGAAAAAUAUAGCUGAAAGAGUUGUCUCAAGUUACCGCAACUGUUUGGAGGAGAAUCCGGAGCUGGAAAAACAUGUGAAUAGAGGAACCAGUAGUAGUCCCGAAAUUUUGAUGGAGAUGUUAGGAGAGCUCUUUGAAGGAUGA
Triticum turgidum subsp. durum (durum wheat) is the source of this 1488-nucleotide messenger RNA. The record is from the annotation of a GenBank genome assembly. NCBI's taxonomy places the organism in Eukaryota, Viridiplantae, Streptophyta, Magnoliopsida, Poales, Poaceae.